This is a messenger RNA of Verruconis gallopava, 2382 nucleotides long. RefSeq lists its product as uncharacterized. NCBI's taxonomy places the organism in Eukaryota, Fungi, Ascomycota, Dothideomycetes, Venturiales, Sympoventuriaceae. The transcript is spliced from 2 exons. Bases 155 to 1999 code for a protein of 614 amino acids. Gene Ontology annotation, molecular function: protein serine/threonine phosphatase activity. The record is from RefSeq and is a predicted model, not a curated record. Gene Ontology annotation, biological process: protein dephosphorylation.
GUCGCAAGAACAUGCAUCCGUCAUUGUGAAGACAGCAGCAGCCAAUGACAGCUUAGCUUUGAUCACCGAUCUGAACCUCGUCUAGUUUCUCAAACACAAGUAAUCCUCCGAGCCUUCUCUGUCCGUCUCACUCUCUCCAUCACCGCAACUUCCAAUGGUUCGUCGAGCGGCCAUUCAAGCUUUCCGCUCAGCACGUCGUCGCCCACUCCUCAAGCUCUUUCGCCACCGCCCCUUGUUUCCUUCGACUACAGCCACAGCGAACAGUGCCUUCAAUAGCAGCCAUGCAAUAGGGACGCGCCCGCUCUCUACUCGGCGAGACCGCUCAGCCGCUAUCGUCUUGCAGUCCUCUAUGCACGUGCGAAGUUUCUCCGUUGCUCUCGUUGCUGCAGCCGUUGCUUCAGGUGCCUGGUAUUAUAAGCAAGGCUCCGGAGCUGGCUUGGGGAAAAGCGUAUCCGAGCACUCGCUCACAGCGACGGCAAGUUACAGUACGGCGGCAACGAGCCCCGUGGAUCCUGAACAAACAAGCCAAGCAAGGAGGAAGGCCCUUGUGGUUGAGCAGGGACAGCUGUAUUCAGGAACUAUCGUAGGUGACGGACCGUUGUCAAAAGAUACAGACGACUCGGGACGCAAGGUGCUUGAGAUGAUGAGCCCGGAGCAGGUAACUCAAAAGCUGAGGAAGAAUGAGGAGUCAUACAUUGUUGGACGGGGCAAAGGUGUCGUAAGAUACGACGUCGUUCAGAUACCGAGCAACGACCCAAUUGAAGAUGACCACGCUGAGAAAAUCAUCGAAGUACCGCCGUCUAUAUCUGCAUCAGACGACGACCAGACAAGCAGUGACUGGAUGUUUUGGGGAGUUUUCGACGGUCACAGCGGCUGGACGACGUCCGCAAAGCUUCGUCAAUCACUCAUCUCGUUCGUUGCGCGCGAACUAAAUGCGACGUACACCUCAGCUCUUCCCUCCCCCGAGUCGAUAGAUGCAGCCAUAAAAACAGGUUUUCUCAAGCUCGACCACGAAAUCAUACACGCCUCCGUUGACAAGGUUAACCAAGCCAAGUCGAAGCGAGUAGCGGCUGAGCUGCUCGCGCCUGCCCUGUCAGGCUCUUGUGCCUUGCUCUCCUUCUAUGACUCCCGCUCGAAACUCCUCCGCGUAGCUUGCACAGGAGAUUCGCGUGCUGUUCUCGGGAGGCGUGGGCCUUCUGGCAAGUGGAUUGCCACUGCACUGUCCGUCGAUCAGACUGGAAGCAACCCCGACGAAGAACGACGCAUCCGUGCGGAGCACCCUGGAGAGCCGAACGUGAUCGCCAAUGGUCGUGUACUUGGUGGCUUAGAACCAACUAGGGCGUUUGGUGAUGCGUUCUACAAGUGGUCGGAAGAGGUACAACAGAAGCUCAAGACCUCGUACUUCGGACGAACCCCGCAUAAGCUCCUAAAGACUCCGCCGUACGUUACUGCAGAACCUGUGGUCACCACAACCAAAAUCGAGCCGCAGAAUGGAGACUUUGUUGUCAUGGCCACAGAUGGGUUAUGGGAGAUGCUUACGAAUGAAGAGGUUGUCGGUCUGGUUGGCCAGUGGCUCGAGGCAGAAGGCAAGAACAGUGCGACGAAUAAUGGAAGUCAUUCGUGGCUGAAUUCCUGGUUUAGCUCGCAGAGCAAGACACUCCCCGUUGAAAUUGAGGCUGCUUCAGGAGACAAAGGCGGCAAGAAAGGUGGACAGCGAGCUCCGAUACGUCAGCAGCAAUGGGGGGUUGGCGGCGCCAAUGAGCGAUUCGUUGUCGCGGACAAGAAUGCGGCCACGCAUCUUGUACGCAACGCAUUAGGGGGCAAGGAUGAGGAUCAAUUGUGUGCACUGUUGACGUUGCCGAGUCCGUAUUCGCGCAGAUUCAGGGACGACCUGACAGUACAAGUCAUCUUCUUCGGUGAAGGACCCGCAACCGGCAAUGUGGAGGUCAACAAGGAAGCCACUGCAUCGGCAUCAUCAGAUGUCAGGGCUAAGCUUUAGUCACGAGGAGUGAGUAAUCGUUCGAUUGUGCACGAGAUUCAGGCGGAAGAUAUACCCAUGGCUAAACGGCGUUCUCCCUGCACUCGGAAAUGUUGUUUGGAGGAAGGAUCCUCACCAGUCAGAUAAAAACGCAAAGAAGCACAUUACAAAAUAUUGAUCUCGAAAUAGAUGAGACCGACUACAAGGAUCCAAGUACAGAGUAGACAGUUUGGAGAGAAGCAGAUGGCGAAACGAGGAGACGCAUGGCUACGGAGAAAGAGGCACAUUAGAAUUGGUCACAUCACGCCCGUUCGAGCGCAGUGGCUCCGGGUUUAAUUGUCUUUUCUCAUGUAGCAAAUCAAAUGUAUACCACCGGAUUUCCCAAAAGCCCGGUACUCUUUUUG